AUGGCGGAAGAGGAAAACGCACAAGGAACGCAGAGCGUCCCAGCAAACUUUUUCAACCCGUUGUCGGUACAACUGCCCGAAAAAUUUGACUUUCGGCACCCUCACUCGUGGAAAACCUGGUUCAUAAGGUGGGAACGUUACAGAAUCAUCACGGAGCUGCACCUCCGUCCCCAAGAAACCCAAGUAAAUACUUUCUUGUAUGCGAUGGGACGCGAAGGGGAAGACAUACUGUGCUCGUUGAAACUGACGCCGGAACAAAACAAAAGUUACGCUGCAGUCACAACGGCAUUCGAAAAGCACUUCGAGCCUCGAGUAAACGUCAUAUAUGAACGAGCAAAGUUCAACCGUCGUCGGCAGGAGUCCCAUGAGACCGUUGACGUUUUCAUAACGGAUCUGCACAAGAUGGCAGAUCGCUGCCAGUAUGGAGAACUAAAAGAACAACUGAUACGAGACCGUUUAGUCGUCGGUCUGUCAGAUGUUCAACUGUCGGAACGUCUUCAGUUAAACCCGGAAUUGACUCUGGAAACGGCAGUAACGGCAGCUAGAAACAGCGAGACAGUAAAGCUGCAGCAGAAGGACAUACGGGCCCAAGAUAAAGGCGAGCAAACCGUUGACGAAGUACGGGCAGGAAGGACCCGACCGCGCCAGGACAAGAAAAAGACGUCGCAGUCCAGCACGCGUUCAUGCGGGUGGUGCGGAAAUGCACGACCCCACAAACGACCUCAGUGCCCGGCGCACGACAAAAUCUGCAACAACUGUAAAAAAAAAGGUCAUUUUGCCUCAGUUUGCAAGUCUUCGCAAUUCCCCAAGACACCUCAAAAGAGUCAGCCCCACUAUAGCGCAGCACUGGAAGAGAUCUACGUGGGAGAAGUGCUUACAGAGUCGAGCUCCGAGCCAUGGAGGAUUCAAGCCACAGUGGGAGGAAGAGACAUCACAUUCAAAGUUGACACCGGGGCUGACGUAUCAGUAAUACCCCAAUGCCUGUACUCUAAAGAAAUGGGCGAGUUGAAGUACCCCACCAAAGUCCUUUUGGGUCCAGGUCAAAAUGCUAUGAACACCCUGGGGCAGGUAAAGACUAUAAUCAAGUGGAGACAUCAAACUGUACAGGAGGAGGUCUUUGUCGUCACUGGCUUACGGGAAGCCCUGUUAGGCCGACCCGGCAUCAAAGCACUGGAGGUCCUAAAGCACCUACAUGAAGUCUCCACAACACCGAGUGGAGUUUUGGAUGCCAAAGAAGUUCUUAAGGACUACCCCAAGCUCCUUUCAGGACUGGGACUGAUGAAAACUCCAUACAAGAUAACACUCCUGCCUGAGGCAAAACCUUACGCCGUAACCUAUCCGAGAAGAGUGCCCAUUCCACUCCUGCCCAACGUUGAAAAUGAACUCAAACGUAUGCAAGAACUGGGUGUGAUAGUCCGCAUAGACAGGGCUACUGAGUGGUGCGCCCCUAUGGUUGUAGCAAGGAAACGAGACGGCGAACUGCGUAUAUGCAUAGAUUACACUGAGCUCAACAGACAAAUAGUGCGAGAACGUGUGUUGAUGCCAACGGUCGAAGAAAGCCUGGCGAGACUUUCGGAGGCACAAAUCUUCAGCAAACUGGAUGCAAGAGCAGGCUACUGGCAGGCUCCUUUGGCCAGAGAGUCUCAGGAGUACACAACUUUCCUGACCCCCUUUGGGCGCUUCCAAUUCCAGAGACUUCCCUUCGGAAUAUCAACCGCACCAGAGUUUUUUCAACGUGAAAUGCACCGCAUCCUGGAGGGACUGGAAGGCCAAGCUUGCUUGCAAGAUGACAUAAUCGUCUUCGGUAGAACAAAGGAUGAGCACGACCAAAACCUUCAGAGAGUGCUUAGUCGCCUGCAGAAUGCCGGCAUCACUCUAAACACUAAGAAAUGUGCGUUUAGCAGGAAUGAGGUCAAAUUCCUUGGACAUAUCGUCUCAGAUCAAGGCAUCAAGGUGGAUCCCGAAAAACUCAAAGCCGUCAUACAGCUGCGACCACCGCAAAACGUUUCAGAAGUGCGGUCCUUCUUGGGUAUGGUGAACCAUUUGGCCAAGUUUCUUCCGGGACUUGCUGAGCAAAGCAAACCUCUCAGGGAUCUUCUCCGUCAAGACGCCAUGUGGCAGUGGGGUGAUGCACAGCAACGUGCCUUUGACCACAUCAAAGAAUCCCUCACUAAAACGCCAGUGCUUGUGCACUACAACCCACGUGAGCCACAUACACUCUCAGUGGAUGCUUCGUCAUAUGGGCUCGGGGCUGUCCUCUUACAGGAGACGCAGGGCCAGCGACGACCUGUCGCUUAUGCUUCCAGAGCUCUCACUGAAACGGAACAACGGUACGCCCAAAUAGAAAAGGAGGCCUUGGCCAUCACCUGGGCAAGCUCCCAUUUCAGAACUUAUCUCCUGGGCCUACGGUAUCACAUAGAAACAGAUCACAAGCCUUUGGUGCCUCUUCUCACCUCGAAGAGGAUCGACCAAUUAAGUCCACGUUUGCAACGGUUCCGCAUGCGUCUGUCGGAAUUUGAUUUUUCGGUGUCACACGUUCCUGGCAAGGACAUGCACACGGCCGAUGUACUCUCUCGGAGUCCUUUGGUAAAUAUAGACACUGAAGCUACAUGUGAUUUGGAAGAAGCAGUGAGUCAAUACGAGGUCUUGACGAUGGAACUUUUACCAGCAUCAGCCGACAUGCUCACACGCAUCAAGACCGAAACCGCGAAAGAUCCCACAUUAUCUCGAGUCGUUAAACACUGCUCCGAGGGCUGGCCCGACCAAAAAACUCUGCCUUGCGAGGAACGAAGAUAUGCAGAAUGCUCAGCUGAACUCUGCGUCGUGGAAGGGCUCCUGUUCAAGGGUGACCGAAUGGUCAUACCAUCUCUCCUCCGCAAGGAAGUGUUAUCCAACAUUCAUGCUGGACACCAGGGAGUUUCAAGAUGCAGAGCACGAGCAAGGACAGCAAUAUGGUGGCCAAGUAUAGGCGCUCACAUAGAAGACUUCGUACGCAGGUGUUCCAUCUGCCAGGAACACAGGAAACCAGGGCGAGCACCACUCCUCCUGACGCCACUUCCGGAACGACCGUGGGAGGAAAUAGGCAUGGACCUUUUCACACUACAAGGCGAAAACUACUUAGUAAUAGUGGACUAUUACUCACGUUUCUUCGAGCUCAUCAAGUUGAAAGCGACAACAACUACAGAUGUCAUCAGGGGUCUCAAGCCAAUAUUUGCGCGCUUCGGGGUUCCCGAUGUUGUACGAUCGGAUAACGGACCUCAAUUUGCGUCAGCAGAAUUUCGGGCGUUCAUGAAGGAGUGGAACAUCUUACACAGGACGUCAAGCCCUUACUAUGCUCAAAGCAACGGAGCAGCGGAGCGUACUGUGCAACUGGCCAAGCAGUUCCUAACAAAGACACCUGAAAUUGAACAAGCUCUGAUGGCACAUCGAGCCACACCGGGACCAGAGGGCUACACUCCCACUGAACUACUGAUGGGAAGAAAAAUAAAGACUAAUGUUCCAGCUCCUGCCAAAUCCCUAGAACCACACUGGCACUAUGAUGACUUCAGAGCUCGGAACCGUCAAUACAGAGAGGGCUAUGCAAAACAUUACAACAGACGCUACAGAGCGCAAGAGAGAGAACCUCUGCAGCCGGAUAGCAGUGUAAAGAUAUUGGUGGGAACUGCCGCACACGGAAAAAUUGUAAAAGCAGCAAAGGAACCAAGGUCCUACGUUGUGGAGACGACGUCGGGAUUACAGAGGCGCACGCAGAGCCAUCUCCAGCCCUUGGAACCAAAAGCGAACUGGCCUGUGCGGACAUGCGUCCAGGAACCAAGAUCAGGAAAUGGGACACCUAAGCGAACCCGUGGCGGCCGUACGGUUCGACCACCGGUGCGCUUGAACUUGUGA
Ornithodoros turicata is the source of this 3888-nucleotide messenger RNA. RefSeq lists its product as uncharacterized. Gene Ontology annotation, biological process: proteolysis; DNA integration. The transcript has a single exon. NCBI's taxonomy places the organism in Eukaryota, Metazoa, Arthropoda, Arachnida, Ixodida, Argasidae. The record is from RefSeq and is a predicted model, not a curated record. Bases 1 to 3888 code for a protein of 1295 amino acids. Gene Ontology annotation, molecular function: aspartic-type endopeptidase activity; nucleic acid binding.